CGAGCUAUUACUUAAAAGAGUGUUGGGACUUCACAAAUCGACUUCUUCUCUUUUCUCUGUGCGCAUCACAACCGACCCUUCUCUCUCUCCGCACGUCAUCGUCUUCACUCUUGCUUCCAGCUCGAGUCGAUAUCAGAACUUGGAUUGUUUGAAGCAUUGACAAUGUCAACAUCAUACCUCCCAGCAACAACGGAUUCAAUUGCUCUGGCUUUAGAGGCCAAAGCUCCAUCUGAAGCCAUAGCUAUUCUGUAUCGUAUUCUUGAAAACCAAUCCACUUCUUCCGAAGCUCUACGCAUAAAGGAACAGGCCAUCACCAAUCUGUCAGAUCUUCUUAGACAAGAGAAUCGGGGAGAAGAUCUUCGUAACCUUCUUACCCAGUUGAGGCCUUUCUUUAGCUUGAUUCCAAAGGCAAAAACUGCAAAGAUUGUUCGUGGCAUAAUAGAUACAGUAGCUAAAAUACCCGGCACAUCUGAACUUCAGAUUUCCCUUUGCAAAGACAUGGUGCAGUGGACUCGUGCUGAGAAGCGAACUUUCCUUCGGCAGCGAGUGGAGGCCAGGCUUGCAGCUCUUUUGUUGGAAAGCAAGGAGUACUCAGAAGCACUAACUCUCCUCUCUACCUUGAUCAAAGAAGUGAGAAGGCUAGAUGACAAGCUUCUCCUUGUGGACAUAGAUCUGUUGGAGAGUAAGCUUCACUUUUCUUUGAGAAAUCUCCCUAAAGCUAAGGCUUCACUGACUGCAGCUAGAACAGCAGCCAAUUCUAUCUAUGUGCCUCCAGCUCAACAGGGAACUAUUGAUUUGCAGAGUGGCAUCCUUCAUGCAGAAGAAAAAGACUACAAAACUGCUUACAGUUAUUUCUUUGAAGCAUUUGAAGCCUUCAAUGCUCUUGAGGAUCCUCGGGCUGUCUUUAGCCUCAAGUAUAUGUUGUUGUGCAAAAUUAUGGUGAGCCAGGCUGAUGAUGUGGCAGGAAUUAUAUCAUCCAAAGCAGGCUUGCAGUAUGUUGGGCCUGAGCUUGAUGCCAUGAAGGCAGUGGCUGAUGCUCACUCGAAGCGCUCUUUAAAGCUUUUUGAGACUGCUUUGCGGGAUUAUAAGGCGCAGCUAGAGGAUGACCCUAUUGUCCACAGGCACCUGUCUUCCCUGUAUGACACUCUGUUAGAACAGAAUCUCUGCAGGUUGAUUGAACCUUUCUCAAGGGUGGAAAUAGCUCAUAUUGCAGAACUGAUUGAACUCCCUGUUGACCACGUGGAGAAGAAGCUGUCUCAAAUGAUUCUGGAUAAGAAAUUUGCAGGAACUUUGGAUCAGGGUGCUGGCUGCCUCAUCAUUUUUGAGGAUCUCAAGACCGACGCCAUAUACCCUGCUACGCUAGAAACCAUAUCCAACAUGGGUAAGGUUGUUGAUAGCCUCUAUGUGAGGUCUGCCAAGAUAAUGGCAUGAGCUUGAAAGAGGAGCAAGGCAGUUUCCUUACCUGCCACCUGUUUCUUUUGAUUCUAUUUUGGAUCAACUCUGUCAUAACUCCACUGGAAUGCAUAGCAUGCCAGUAGUAAUCCUUUCAUGAUUUUUAGCCUAAAUUGUACUGUGAUCUUGGUAGGUUCUACCAUUUGGAUAUUUUCUUUUUACAUGGAACAUGUACUCAGGUUGUUUGGAUUUUAGAUUGGAAGUUAAUUUUCAGAGAUCUGACCGUG
Messenger RNA from Rosa rugosa (rugosa rose), 1679 nucleotides. Its product is annotated as 26S proteasome non-ATPase regulatory subunit 11 homolog. Gene Ontology annotation, cellular component: proteasome regulatory particle, lid subcomplex. Gene Ontology annotation, biological process: ubiquitin-dependent protein catabolic process. Bases 163 to 1431 code for a protein of 422 amino acids. NCBI's taxonomy places the organism in Eukaryota, Viridiplantae, Streptophyta, Magnoliopsida, Rosales, Rosaceae. The record is from RefSeq and is a predicted model, not a curated record. The transcript has 2 exons. Gene Ontology annotation, molecular function: structural molecule activity; protein binding.